AUAAGAAAACAAAUGAAAGCUCAAGACCCUUUCCGGUACUAACUUGAGUUUCUGGACAUCUACGCUAUCUCUGCUCAAAACCCUAACCCUCCAUUUUCCGGCGCGCCGAGCACACUGAUUUUCCAGAAACACACACACACUCUCUCUCUCUCUCCCUCUCUCUCUCAAAACCCUGACCCAACAACCAUGGCUUCCCACGCACCAAACUUGGAGUGCCGCAUGUACGAGGCCAGGUACCCAGAGGUGGACAUGGCGGUGAUGAUCCAGGUCAAGAACAUCGCUGACAUGGGCGCCUACGUCUCGCUCCUCGAGUACAACAACAUCGAGGGCAUGAUUCUCUUCUCGGAGCUCUCCCGCCGUCGGAUUCGAAGUGUCAGCAGCCUCAUCAAGGUGGGCCGAAUCGAGCCCGUCAUGGUCCUCAGGGUCGACAAGGAGAAGGGCUACAUUGAUUUGAGUAAGAGGAGGGUUUCCGAGGAGGAUAUCCAGGCCUGUGAGGAGAGGUACAACAAGAGCAAGCUCGUCCACUCCAUCAUGCGUCAUGUGGCCGAGACUUUGGGCAUCGAUUUGGAGGAGCUGUAUGUGCAUAUUGCCUGGCCGUUAUACCGGAAAUAUGGUCAUGCUUUUGAGGCUUUCAAAAUAAUUGUGACCGAUCCUGAUUCAGUUCUUAGUGCCCUCACACGUGAGUUCAAAGAGACUGGCCCUGAUGGACAAGAGGUCACUAAGGUGGUUCCUGCUGUGUCGGAGGAAGUGAAAGAAUCUUUGGUGAAGAAUAUUAGGAGAAGAAUGACCCCACAACCAUUGAAGAUCCGAGCUGAUAUUGAAAUGAAGUGCUUCCAAUUUGAUGGUGUUCUUCACAUUAAGGAUGCUAUGCGAAAAGCAGAAGCUGCAGGCAAUAAUGACUGUCCUGUGAAAAUUAAAUUGGUUGCUCCUCCGCUUUAUGUUCUUACCACACAGACUCUUAAUAAGGAGCAAGGGAUAUCAGUUCUAAGCAAUGCAAUUGAAGCUUGCACGCAAGAGAUAGAACAUCACAAGGGGAAAUUAGCAGUGAAGGAGGCACCCAGAGUGGUGAGUGAACGGGAUGACAAACUUCUUGCUGAACACAUGAUUAAGCUCCGCCAGGAGAAUGAGGAGGUCAGUGGUGAUGAGGGUAGUGAGGAAGAGGAAGACACAGGAAUGGGAGAAGUUAACGUGGAAGGUGCGGGCCCCGGCAUUGUAGAUUGAAGAAGAAUUUUGUGGGAUAGAUAGUGGCUUACCAUUUUCCUCAAGCAAGUUCCUUUUUUAACAGUUGUAUAAAACCAAUUUCAUAGUAUCGUAUCAUCGAGAUGUUUUGGCAAUUUACCGAAUUGAGCAGAGUCUUUUGGAGGAUACUUGACACCUUAAUAGUUCAAUAUUUUAAAACAGUAAUGGAGAAAUUCUUUGUGGCC
Messenger RNA from Prunus mume (Japanese apricot), 1424 nucleotides. RefSeq names its product eukaryotic translation initiation factor 2 subunit alpha homolog. The record is from RefSeq and is a predicted model, not a curated record. Gene Ontology annotation, molecular function: ribosome binding; translation initiation factor activity; RNA binding. Gene Ontology annotation, biological process: translational initiation. NCBI's taxonomy places the organism in Eukaryota, Viridiplantae, Streptophyta, Magnoliopsida, Rosales, Rosaceae. Gene Ontology annotation, cellular component: eukaryotic 48S preinitiation complex; eukaryotic translation initiation factor 2 complex.